This is a messenger RNA of Phyllopteryx taeniolatus (common seadragon), 1220 nucleotides long. RefSeq lists its product as uncharacterized. The record is from RefSeq and is a predicted model, not a curated record. Bases 312 to 1076 code for a protein of 254 amino acids. The transcript has 3 exons. Lineage: Eukaryota; Metazoa; Chordata; Actinopteri; Syngnathiformes; Syngnathidae. Gene Ontology annotation, molecular function: serine hydrolase activity.
CCUAUACGCUUCCGUAUUUAGACUGAGGGCAGUCACAACUUGUUCCGCUGGCUUAUCUCGACUAUAAAUAAGUAGAUACAAGACGUGCAGGACAAAAGCGUCCUCCAAUUCAAAUGCCGCAGACGCUUUUUAACUGCGCAGUGUUCGAUUCGAGUCCACGCGUACGCAGUAGUGGCUCUCCUGUUGGAUUCGAGCGCGCAUGCGUGGGGUAGCAUUGUCGCCGGCGCAGUUUCCAUCGCGACUCCGCUCUUCCAUCUGUCGGCUGGACACGACGACAAGCCGGCAGCGGUCUGCUCGUAACCGGACACACCAUGGGAAACCUGCCACUCACCACCGGGCUGUUCACCACCGGUGUGCCCCCUCCCCAACCGGACGGUAGGUUCACCAGCCGGCCGAUCGGCAGAGGCAUCACCUACUACCAAGCGCGUCACCCUUCUUCCCCUUCCUCCGCCACCCCUGACCCACUUCCUGCCACUCUCGUCCAAUCACAAGCCUCCUCGCCGCGCCGCCCUCUCCUCCUCUUUUUCUCGUGGCUCGGGGCCCACCCGGGGGCGGCGGUCAAGUACUUUGAGGCCUACUUGACGCGGGGCAUGGACGUGCUGCUGGUGCAGAGCGGCGCCAUGCACUUCCUGUGGCCCCGCUGGGGGUCGGACUACGGCCUGGAGGUGUUGGAGGUCCUGGAGGGGCCCGAGUUCGCCGGGCGGCCCCUGCUGGUGUACGCCUCGUCCAUCGGGGGCUACACCUUCACGCAGGUGCUCGUCCACGUGGCCCACGGGCACGCCAAGCACGCCGCCCUGCCCCACCGGGUCGUGGGGCACAUCUACGACAGCCUGGUGGCCGGCACCCUGGAGCACAUGGCCACAGGUGAGCGAGGGCCCGCCGGAGAUCAGUUCAGGCCUGGCCAGGACGCUGGCGCCACUCCUGGAGCGUGUCAUCAAGAGCACAGCAAUGUUGUACUUCUGGCUCUUCAAGAGCAGCACGGCGGAUGUGUACCAGCAUGCCCUCCGGGUGUUCGCCAGCUGCCCGGUCACGGCACCGGCGCUCUUCUUCUCCAGCGAGGACGACUCCAUGUGUGACGCGGACGUCCUCGACGCCAUCGUGACCGGGUGGCGGCGCAGCGGCGUGGCCGUGCGCAGCAGGAAGUGGGAGGUGUCCAAGCACGCGGCACACAUGCGAUGCCACCCGGAAGAGUACCGAGACACGCUGGAGAGCUUCUUGGA